Messenger RNA from Cryptococcus amylolentus CBS 6039, 870 nucleotides. RefSeq lists its product as hypothetical. The transcript has a single exon. Lineage: Eukaryota; Fungi; Basidiomycota; Tremellomycetes; Tremellales; Cryptococcaceae. Gene Ontology annotation, molecular function: oxidoreductase activity. The coding region runs from base 1 to 870 and encodes 289 amino acids. The record is from RefSeq and is a predicted model, not a curated record.
AUGUCCUUCAACACCCCCCAGAAGAUCCUGCUUAUCGGCGCCGGCGAGCUUGGCCAGUCCUUCCUCAAAACCCUAGCCGCCUAUCCCAGCUGCCGUGUAGACCUUUCCGUCCUCCUCCGUCCCUCCUCCUCCACCGACCUUUCUCAAUAUAGCGCCACUGUGGUCAGAGGGGACACCACAGCACCUAUCUCUGAGCUUGCCGCCCUGUUCAAGCCUUACGAUACCAUCAUCUGCGCCGCCGGAUUUGCCUCUGGUCCUGGUACCCAGCUCAGGCUCGCCAAGGCCGCUUUGGAAGCUGGUGUGCCUCACUAUCUUCCAUGGCAGUUUGGUGUUGAUUAUGAUAUUAUCGGCAGAGGUUCGUCGCAGCCGGUAUUUGACGAGCAGCUUGAUGUCCGCGAGCUUCUCCGGGCGCAGAGCAAAGUCAAGUGGACUAUCGUCUCCACCGGGCUCUUUACCUCGUUCCUCUUUGAGCCUGGAUUCGGGGUAGUGGACUUGAAAGAGGGUGUCGUCCGCGCACUCGGAAAGUGGGAAAACUCUGUGACUGUCACCAGCUCUGACCAUAUCGCCAACUUUACCGCUGCCAUGCUCUUGGACACUCCCAGCCCGCCGGAGGGCGUAGUCUUUGUAGCAGGCGACACUGUCACUUUCCGAGACGUGGCAGAGCUGGUAGAAAAGGCAGGGUGGAAGGUGCAAAAAGAGGUUUUGACCGUCGAAGUGCUGGAGGAGCAGUUGAGAAAGAGCCCGGAUGAUGUGUGGACCAAGUAUCAGUUGAUCUGGGCGAGGAAUGCGGGCGUCUCUUGGCCCAAGGAGAGCACUUGGAAUGUGAAGGAGGGGCUGGGAGGAGAAGCAUUGGCUGUGCCAAAGCCUUAG